Puntigrus tetrazona (Sumatra barb) is the source of this 1316-nucleotide messenger RNA. RefSeq lists its product as uncharacterized. Lineage: Eukaryota; Metazoa; Chordata; Actinopteri; Cypriniformes; Cyprinidae. Gene Ontology annotation, biological process: peptide antigen assembly with MHC class II protein complex; positive regulation of T cell activation; immunoglobulin production involved in immunoglobulin-mediated immune response. Gene Ontology annotation, cellular component: external side of plasma membrane; MHC class II protein complex. The coding region runs from base 177 to 977 and encodes 266 amino acids. The transcript is spliced from 4 exons. The record is from RefSeq and is a predicted model, not a curated record. Gene Ontology annotation, molecular function: MHC class II protein complex binding.
UUCACUUUUGUUUUGCCAUGGUUUCGUUUUACAGGCUUGAAUUAUUUUUCCUUUAGAAUUUUAGACAGUUCAUUAAAGCUCAAAGUAGUUGCAACUAUAAAAGCGGUAGGUGAAAAAAUCACAGCAUGACGAUAUAAAAGUUCAGCUUGUAGAGUUGUGAAAGCUAACGAAGUAAAAUGCAAGUUCUUCCUUUCGUCAUGGCUUUCUUUAAUACCAUCCUUGCAGCAGAAGAACAUGCAUACCAGCAGUUCAUUGGAUGCGCAUUUAACAAUGAAGGGCAAGUAAGCCGUUUCUGGCGCUAUGGGUAUGACGGCAGAGAUAUCAUGCAUGUGGAUUUGGCAAAAGAAGCUGUGGUUGCUACCGGUGAACCUGGUCAACUUCUAGCAGAAGAGAGAAAGAGCACAGAAUACAUAAAGAGAAAAGAGGCACGACUAGUAAAGGUGUGUUCUGCAGUGAAAACUGUCUUCUUAAAGUCCAACAACUCCCUCUCCAGAGCAGCAAAACCUGCAGUGUAUGUGUCUUCUGGAGUAGAAAGGGGCCAGGAAUAUCUUAAAUGUGUCGUGCAUGGAUUCUAUCCAAACGUCAUUAAAAUACGCUGGACCCAAAAAGGAAGACCCAUCUAUUUCGGUGCAUCAACUACAGGAAUACUCCCUCUCAAAGACGGCACUUUCCAGAUGACCUCCUAUCUUAGCCUUGGUAACGUGAGCGCCCACAAUGUUACCUGUGAGACUGAACACUUGAGCAUUGAUGGGAAAUUGAAGACCACCUACGAGGAGAAAUCUUUGCCUCAAAUCACAGAACACAUACUUAAGGCAGUGGCUGGCUUUUUUCUCGGAUUUGCAAUACCGGUGUGCCUAACUCUACUAUUUAUAUGGAGAAGGAAACAAAAAACAGAACAACCCAAGGAUGACAGAACAGACACAAGUGACGAAUCAGAAGCAUCUUUAUUUUUUAAUGAAAUGAAUCUUUCUCAGUAAACAUAAAAUAAGCCCAGGCUAUUUAAAGCAAGUGUGACUCUAAACCAUAUAUUAUAAUGAAUAUUUAUUAUAUUUCGGCCACAGACAAAUACUUUUAUUUUCACAUUUGUGUAGAAUUUAAUCUCAAAUGUAGUAUACACGAUGUCUGUAUCUCUAUAGCCCAUAAAAGUCUAUGCAAGAGAUUUUAUAUACUAGUUUGUGAUGUUUAAGCUAGUUGAUCACUGCUUAAAGAGUUUGUAAAUGUAGUGGAUUUAUAUAGCUUUGUCUAAACAUGAUUUACACCAUUCACUUUCGAUUGCAAUUAUUGAUUUGCACAAAAUAAAUGGGCUAUUUAUGACA